AUGGAUGGAGAAGAAGAUGAAAGCUACAGGAACGCGUCGCGUCACAACACGCGACGGCGUUUCGGAUUUAACGGCCCGGACAACCGCCAACGGGCCAGCACGUCGCCCGCGACGACCUUUUGGUCUUCGUCGUCGUCCGGAAUCUCCCAAAUGCUGCGUAAAGGAUUGGGAAGUGCUGUGGGAAGAGCUCUGCACAUCUCCAGCAGAGCCAAGUCAACCGCAUCGAGUAGCAAACUUGUCAGCGAACUUCCACCGCCACGGCUAGACUACAAGUCAAUAGCAGAAAAUGUCGACGCCAAGAUCCACAAUGCUCAGAUACGUGCAGCACCGAUCCCUCAAGAAGAUAUCCGCACAGUCUCCAAGCUCUACAACGAGGCGAAGGAAGUUUCCAAACAACUGAACUUCCAGCGUCACCAACAAUCCCAAAUCGGAGAACGCAUUCGUAAAGCUGCGAAUGAGGAAGAAAGGGCUAAAGCAAAGCAAGAAGCGGCUGCUCUGAAACAACAGGUUCACGAACUGCAGGCUUCAUUGCAGCAACUUGAGCAAACGUACCAGGCGUACGCUCUCCACAUCCCCAAUGAUACUCAUCCUCAAUCACCAGUCGGUCCUGAACCCUCUGCUGUUACCCUAGAGGUGUGCAGACCCAAUACCGAACCUGCGGAUCCCAAACGCGACCAUGUUGCAAUCGCCAAAGAACUCGACCUCCUCGACCUCGAAAGCGGAGCAACCGUGACCGGCUCUUCCUGGUACUUCCUCAAAAAUGAAGCAGCACUCCUCGAGAUGGCACUUUCCAACUACUCCAUGGCCGUGGCUAUUAAACACGGUUUCACACCUGUUACAACCCCAGACGUCGUUCGCUCGGACGUCGCAGUCCGGUGCGGGUUCCAACCUCGAGACCAAGCUGCAUCUCAUAUGUACCACCUCACGAAGAACCACGAGACGGCUCCUCAGCUUAUUCUUUCUGGAACCGCCGAGAUUCCGCUAGCGGGGAUGUUUGCGAACAAGGUUUACCAGCAGGCAGAGCUUCCGCUCAAGUACGUGGGGAUUGGGCACGCGUUCCGUCAAGAAGCUGGAGCACGUUCAGCGGAUACGCGUGGAUUGUACCGCGUACACCAGUUCACCAAGGUCGAGCUGUUUGCGGUAACAGAUGCUGAAGGAAGUGAAGAGAUGAUGGAAAAGAUGAAAGACAUUCAGAUCGAAAUUUUGAGAGACUUGAAUUUGUCGUUCCGGGUUCUGGACAUGCCGACAGAAGAACUCGGAGCAAGUGCAUAUCGAAAGUACGACAUAGAAGCUUGGAUGCCCGGCCGAGGAACCUGGGGAGAAGUCACCUCUCUAUCCAAUUGCACGGACUACCAGUCUAGACGCCUUCACAUCCGAUACCGACCCCAACUCAAGGACAAGGACGCGGGAGAUUCACGUCUUCCAUUCGCACAUACUCUCAAUGGCACGGGAGCAGCCAUCCCACGUUUGAUCGUAGCUUUAUUGGAAAACGGUGCUCGGUUUAGUGAAGACGGGAAGGUCGAGAAACUCCAGCUACCUUCAGUCCUGGAACCGUUCUGGCCUCCGAUGAUGAAGGAUAGAAUAUGCUGGCAAACUCGAGAAUAUUGA
Messenger RNA from Coprinopsis cinerea okayama7#130, 1608 nucleotides. RefSeq names its product seryl-tRNA synthetase. Gene Ontology annotation, molecular function: ATP binding; tRNA binding; serine-tRNA ligase activity. Lineage: Eukaryota; Fungi; Basidiomycota; Agaricomycetes; Agaricales; Psathyrellaceae. The transcript has 3 exons. Gene Ontology annotation, biological process: mitochondrial seryl-tRNA aminoacylation. The record is from RefSeq and is a predicted model, not a curated record. Gene Ontology annotation, cellular component: mitochondrion. Bases 1 to 1608 code for a protein of 535 amino acids.